Guillardia theta CCMP2712 is the source of this 2850-nucleotide messenger RNA. RefSeq lists its product as hypothetical. Gene Ontology annotation, molecular function: guanylate cyclase activity. Lineage: Eukaryota; Cryptophyceae; Pyrenomonadales; Geminigeraceae. Bases 1 to 2850 code for a protein of 949 amino acids. Gene Ontology annotation, biological process: cyclic nucleotide biosynthetic process; response to oxygen levels. The record is from RefSeq and is a predicted model, not a curated record. The transcript has 2 exons. Gene Ontology annotation, cellular component: guanylate cyclase complex, soluble.
AUGCGGCAAAGGGAUCAGGUCUUUGCCAACCACGGCAUCCCUCUACUGUGCGAGGAGGCAGACGAGCUUGCGUUUCGACUGCAGUACAACAGGUACCACAAGAAGACCAUUGAAAGGAUCAUGCUUGGGCUGGCCUUGCCGUCCUUUGAGCCUUACGUCAACCGCAGCAGAAACAAAGACAUCCUCUUCACAGUCUGGAACACCCUGGCGUUCAUGUUGGAGAUCGCUCGGAAAACCAUAGCGGACCUCCGGAGAUCUGAGACCCCCAUGAUGCUCUCUCCGCACGUGAACAUGACGAUUGACUACUUGCAUGGCGUCCCUUGGACUUGGAGCUGCUCGGACUCCAACCCAGUGGACACAGCUUGGAAGCACCAUACUGUGUUCUCCUUUGAGGACGCGCAAUGUACAAGUCGACUGCUGACCAACGAAAGCAUUUCUGUCUUCCUCUUCGUCGGAUUUUUCAUCCCCCUGACGGCGGGGAUCGAUGGCCAGUCGGCCGCAUGGCUGUGCGUGACGGAGGUCUUGUCGUACGUGCUGAGUGGACUGUGUGUUGGCCAUGAGCUGGGCUCGAUGGUGCACGUGGUUGUUCUGCUUGGCACCUUCACCCUCGCAAACAUCCUGAUCUGCAACUCGAGGAUCAGUGCGGCUCGAGAGCGGUUCAUGCGCGAGAAGGGCCUGAAGGCUUCGACGGCGCAGACCCUCCAGCUGCUCUGCACCAUGAUCCCGAGGUCCCUACACACCAAGUUGAAGCAUGAGAAGCAGAAGCUGUUUGUCGGCAACACGAUGGAUCACUGCACUAUCAUGCACCUCAGGAUCUCUCCCGCGGCAUCGGAGGACGUGUCACGGCGGCCUCACGACGUGUUCAACCUCGUCGACAAGGUCUUCUCGGACUUCGACUCGCUCGUCGACGCCUUCGGCAUGUUCAAACACUACCACUCAGAGGACGUCUACGUCGUGGCUUGUCCGCGUGCUGCGUGUCCCUUCCAGGCCCCUGUCAACCAUGCGGCGUACGUGUCGAUCUCGGCCAAGAAGAUGAUCAUCCUUGCUCAGCAGCUGAUCGAGCGCUCGAAGCUCUACCGCUCCCCGUCGGGAGAGGUGCUAUGGGCCAAGGUCGGGAUCCAUGUGGGGGAGGUGGCGGGUGCGGUGAUCGGCCACCAGAGGAGGUUCUACUCGCUGUUCGGCAGCACUAUCCAUGACUGUCGGAGGCUCUGCGACGCGAGCGAGGCGGGGCGGAUCCUCUGCUCAGAGCAGCUGGUGGAAAUCCUCAGGAAGGACGUGAGCACCUGCCUCAUCUAUCACAGGAGUGAGGCUGGUGAGAGCCAGCUGGGGUCGGCGUACUUUGUGGAGGUGGACGAGGAGAACUCGCUGGACCUGGAUCCUGAGUCGCUGUACUCCUCCUCGACCUCCAACAUCCCUCGCCGAGAGGAGGAGCACCCCAUGUCGCUGCAGACCGCCUCCAGCGCCUCCAACGCCACGACAUCGUCGGGAAACGCGAUGGAUGCAGAAACAAGCGUGUCGGAUGCCAGCAACUCCAACACGACCUGGAGGAUUUUCUUGCAGGAGGAUCAAGAGGAGGACCUUGUCGAGAAAAGCAAGAGGAGCAGGGAGGCCCUCCAUCACGUCAACUCGACCUGGUGCGAGUUCGCCGACGUGGCAACGGAGGCGAGCUUCCUGGAGAGCCGAGCCAUGAACGUGUUCACCCGCACCCUCAUCGGCAUCUUCUGCAACAGCGUUGUCUUCCUCUCCUCUCUUCACGCCCUCAAGGACCUCAGGAUCUUGCAGGUGGAGGAGUACCGCCACGUCAGCUGGAGGAUCUCCUUCAUGCAGUUUGCGGGCUUUUCUGUUCAGCUGAUGAUUCUUCUCUGCGGCCUCGUGGCCUACUUCAGCCACCUCCGCUUCUUCCACUCCGGGUCGGUCAAGACUGCCGCGAGCCUCCACUCGUGUGUUGUGUUCUGGCAACGCGCUCUCGUCCUCUGCAACUUCGUCUUCCUCGCAGCUCUGGUCCUCUGCGGCAUCUGGAUCAACACGACGGGAUCUUGCCUCCUCUUCUUCCCGGUGUUCAGUGCCAGCAACCUCCUCCAAGCUGGGUGCCAGCUGAAGGAGCACACCAUCAUCAUGCUGAUCACGACCGGGCUGACCGUUGUGCUGAUCUACUGCUGGAUCCCCGGCAUGUCCCUUGUCGCCAUCAUCUUCACCUACUUCGUCCUCUACAUGAGCAACAGGGCGCUCAAGGAGUUCAACUGGGUGGAGAGGGAGCAGUGGAGCGCGUCCCAGCUGAUCAGCGCAGAGAACAAGGCCAUCCUGCACAUCCUCAACGACCUGUUCCCUCCCGACAUCGCGCACGAGAUCGUCAGCACAGGAAGGAUCACCACCAGACUCCGCAGGGCCGUCGUCCUCGUCCUCGACAUCUCCUGUUUCUCCCAGCUGACUGCCCAGCUGACCCCCUUGCAGGCAGCUGAGCUCUUUCACCUCCUCUUCUCCCGCCUCGACAGCGUCGCCUCCUCCUUCCGAGCUGCCUUCAAGGUUGACUCGCACAACGAGACGUACAGCUGUGCCGCCUGGGCGAAGCCGGGGGAGGAGCAGAGCAUGUGCAAGAGGAUGGAGACGAUGGGGAGGAGGAUGGUGGCGGAGGUCAUGGAGGUGGCGAGGGAGAAGAAGGUUGAUCUGCAUGCCACCGUCGGCAUCGCCAUGGGAGGGUGUGUAGCUGGAGCGAUAGGAAGGCUCCAGCAGCGAUACCAGCUGAAGGGAGAGGCGAUGGAGGAGGCGAGGCGGCUGCAGGCGUGUGCGGGGAGAAACGAGGUCAGGAUGGGGGAGGCGGUGAAGAAGUUGGUAGGGGAGAACGAAAUGUAA